Ochlerotatus camptorhynchus is the source of this 1257-nucleotide messenger RNA. RefSeq names its product phospholipase A1 member A-like. Gene Ontology annotation, biological process: lipid catabolic process. Bases 10 to 1257 code for a protein of 415 amino acids. The transcript is spliced from 3 exons. The record is from RefSeq and is a predicted model, not a curated record. Gene Ontology annotation, molecular function: lipase activity. Lineage: Eukaryota; Metazoa; Arthropoda; Insecta; Diptera; Culicidae.
UCCCAAAAAAUGAUUCCACGAGUCGUGUUCCUGCUGGGUGCCAUCUGGUCGGCCAAUUUCGCCGCCGGAUUCAGUUUGGACUUUACAUCCUUUACCUCGGAAACGGCGAUUGCUUCAUUUUUGGACACCAUUUCCACUUCCAUUGCCGAUGCUGUUGGGACUGUUCUACAGGAUGUUUUCGAUAAUCGAACCAUUGACCAGGAGGUUACAUUUUGGUGCGGCAAACGGGGCUACUCACAGCUCCAGCAAACUUUUGUCAACGAUAGUAACAUCAACAGUAAGCUGGAUUUGUCGAAACCCAUUGCCAUCAUCACGCAUGGUUGGCUGAGCGAGGUAAACGUCUCCUGGGUACAGGAAAUGGCUGGGAAUUACUCGCUGUACGUGGACAGUAAUGUUUGCGCCGUUGACUGGUCGAUGUAUGCGCGGUACGGUUAUGCAAUUGCAGCCAAACGGAACGUGCCGCUAACAGGAAACUAUUUGGGAGUGUUUAUGAAGUUCCUGCAAACAGCUGGUAUUUCUCCAUCGAAAAUGACCCUCAUCGGGCAUAGUUUGGGUGCACACGUGUCAUCUUUGGCGUGUAAGCAAUUCAAUGGACAGGUUAAGGAACUGUACGGAUUGGAUGCCGCUGGACCACUGUUCACCAUGCCGAUUGAUGUGGGAACACAGAAUCGGAUUGCAUCUACUGACGCUGCCUACGUACAGGUCAUUUACACUACACGAGACUUGCUGGGAAUCGGAUUCUCGGUAGGACAAGAAAACUUCUUCCCCAAUGGAGGCUACUUCCCGCAGCCAUCCUGUCUUGCACCGAUGUUGACCUAUGCCGAUACAAUACUUCCACUGGCCUGCAGUCAUUCGCAUGCUCAUCAGCUGUUCACACUUUCCCUGAAUCCCACCUUGUCGUACAAAGGGAAACAGUGUUCGUCAUAUGUUGCCUACGAGAUGGAUUUGUGCAUUUUCAACCCAACAGAUGUGCUUGGAAUUUAUGCAAAAAAGGACGGCUCGGCCGCAGACCUCCGAAGAGAUAUCAUCAAGCUUACACGACGGCGGCAACAUUUCGUCAUCGCUGGCGACCUGAAAGCCAAGCAUCAAGCCUGGGGCAAUAGUCGGCGAAAUCAGAACGGCACAAUAUUAUACAAGGAUCUGCAGCAAGCCCACUACAACAUUCUGUGUCCGGACACUCCCACCCGGUUGAGUCGAUCCGGAGCUCAUGCCACCAUCGACAUCUUCAUCAGCAACAUUGGCGAUAACAUCUCCUAA